AGAUGGCGCUUGUGUUCCGCCGAAUCCACACAAUCCACACCUGCCGUCAUGGCACUGUGGAAAUGAUUGGAAAGCAAAAUCAAUUUGUGAUGAUAAGUUAUUGUUUCAAUUCUACACCUGUUGCAAUGAUUUCAGUUUCUAAUUUCUUGGUUAAAAGCUGGUUUUGACCGGUUACCGUGUUCGUCAGACACAUCUAGAGGUUAAUUUUCAGUGUAUGAAUGAAAUAGUCAAAUUCUUUCAAAAUGUCGUCAUCAGCUGUUUAUUUGCUGGAUGUGAAAGGGAAGGUGUUAAUUUCCCGAAAUUAUCGAGGUGACAUUGACAUGGGAGUGAUUGAGAAGUUCAUGCCUCUUCUCAUGGAAAAGGAAGAAGAGGGGCUUCUGACUCCCAUUCUCCAAACUAAUGAUUGCACUUUUGCUUAUAUUAAGUACAAUAACUUGUACAUUGUUUCCACAACUAAGAAAAAUGCCAACAUUGCUUUAGUUUUUACGCUUUUACACAAGAUUGUUCAUGUCAUGAUAGAAUAUUUUAAAGAGCUGGAAGAAGAAAGUAUCCGUGAUAAUUUUGUGGUUAUAUAUGAAUUAUUAGAUGAAUUGCUGGACUUUGGCUACCCCCAGACAACUGACAGCAAAAUUCUCCAAGAGUAUAUCACUCAGGAAGGACACAAACUUGAAAUUCAGCCCCGACCGCCUCCUGCUGUCACAAAUGCUGUGUCCUGGCGCUCUGAAGGCAUUAAAUAUCGUAAAAACGAAGUUUUCUUGGAUGUAAUAGAGUCUGUGAAUCUAUUGGCUAAUGCCAAUGGAAAUGUCUUGCGAAGUGAAAUUGUUGGAGCCAUCAAAAUGAGAGUGUAUCUAUCAGGAAUGCCAGAAUUAAGACUGGGUUUGAAUGAUAAAGUUCUUUUUGAGAGCACUGGUCGAGGAAAGUCCAAGUCUGUUGAACUUGAAGAUGUGAAAUUUCAUCAAUGUGUCCGUUUAUCAAGGUUUGAGAAUGAUAGAACUAUCUCAUUUAUCCCUCCUGAUGGGGAAUUUGAGCUUAUGUCUUACCGGCUCAAUACACAUGUGAAGCCACUCAUUUGGAUUGAGUCUGUAAUUGAGAGGCAUGCCCACAGUCGUGUUGAAUACAUGAUCAAAGCAAAGUCACAAUUCAAGCGCCGAUCAACAGCCAACAAUGUUGAAAUCGUGAUACCGGUCCCAGCAGAUGCAGACUCACCCAAGUUCAAGACAACUAUUGGCAGUGUGAAAUAUGCUCCUGAGCAGAACGCCAUUACAUGGACAAUUAAAUCAUUCCCGGGGGGCAAAGAAUAUCUUAUGCGAGCACAUUUCGGUCUACCAAGUGUUGUUUGUGAAGAUUCAGAAGGGAAACCACCCAUCCAAGUCAAGUUUGAAAUUCCCUACUUUACCACUUCAGGCAUUCAGGUCAGGUACUUAAAGAUUAUUGAGAAGAGUGGUUACCAAGCUCUUCCUUGGGUGAGAUACAUCACUCAAAACGGGGACUACCAGUUGAGAACAAAUUGAGAGCUGUAUCAUGCAAUUACAUACUUGUAUUUUUGUGACGGCUUGACUGAACGGUUUUGUUCUGUUUUCCUAUUGUUACUGAUAAGUUUGUCAGAAGUAUAUAGUUGUAAUUUAAUUGUGAUGUUAUAUUGUUGCAACUUCACUGUCAUUCACUUGUCAACUUCUUAAUCAAUACCAGGAAGUAACUGGUGCCUUUGUUUAUAAAAAUCAGUAUUUCUUUUGAAGAUAAAAUUAUUUUAACCAUUUUAUGAAUUUAAAUUUUCUUACAAGAGUCUGCCCAACUUAAAGAAAUCUUACACAAUAAGUUAUUCCAAGUAGACAUGACACUUGAUGCUGAUGACUGAGAAAUAGUAAAUUCUGGCAUUUUUUUAGUUGUCUUGUUACAGUGUAUUGAAAUUUGUUAAUUGCCUUCAAACUUAAAUCUUUGGAGCCUUUAUUCUAAAUGAUGUCUUUAGUAUAGUGUGGAAGUGACCUUUCAUGUAGGCAAGAAUAACAUCUGCGUGUAGGUGCAGGCUUUUGAGGAGUUGUCAUGUUGAGUUAGCGUGAAUGGUUUCCAAAUGGUAUCAUCAGAACGAAUCAUUCAAGACCAAAUGGACAAUCCCAUUGGUCUUUAUUGGUGUAUAUAAUGCUAGAUUGUUUUUAUUAGUUUUUAUGACUUGCAGAAUUUUUAAUUUAUGCCUCUGUGGUUUUAAACUCUUAAAGACAGGUUUGUUCCUAAAUUGACCUACACUCCUGACAAUGGGUACUAAACUAAGUCUUUGGUCUUCAUAUUUUUUAAAUGUUAUUUUGUUGACUUAAAUAGUAAACUUUGCUUUCUCCUUUA
Messenger RNA from Thrips palmi, 2334 nucleotides. RefSeq names its product AP-1 complex subunit mu-1 (gene AP-1mu). Gene Ontology annotation, molecular function: clathrin-cargo adaptor activity. Bases 243 to 1511 code for a protein of 422 amino acids. The record is from RefSeq and is a predicted model, not a curated record. The transcript has 9 exons. Lineage: Eukaryota; Metazoa; Arthropoda; Insecta; Thysanoptera; Thripidae. Gene Ontology annotation, biological process: intracellular protein transport; vesicle-mediated transport. Gene Ontology annotation, cellular component: clathrin-coated vesicle; clathrin adaptor complex.